GGGUGCCGUGUUAUGCUUAGUUUAUUAAUUUUUGUUUCAUGGGUUUUUUAAUGUAGCGAGUGGUGAUAUUAAUUCGGAAGAAGUUUGUGGCGCUGAAUGUAGGUGAUCGUUUCGGUUGGAAUUUUUACAACCCCAUAGUAUUUAAAACGUGGCACUAAAGAAUUUGAAGUAUUUGGCGGUCGUAGCGAGGUGGACGAUUGGAGGAACUAGUCGUGGCCACUCCCUUUACUAUAAGAGAAUGGUUCAUCAAAUAUCCAUUUGGCGCGCUAUAAUCGUUUUUCGCCGUUACAAAAGUGUGGGUUCAUUUACAUAGUAUCGAAACUGUGUGUGAGCGCGCAACCUAUUCCAAAUGUGCUGAAAACUAAGACUAGUGUAAAAAUCAUAUUAAGUCCGUAGAUGAGUGGUAGGGGUGUUAAUGGUGACAAAUCGGAGCGACAGGCAUGUCAAGGUCAUCUCGCCUAGAAAUGCGUCCACUUCGUCGAGCAUAAAGCGUUUCCGCAUUACUUCAACGGUAGAAGAUGGAAUUGUUACGAGAACGCGGGCAGAUUAGUUUGCGGUGCACAUUAUCGGUCGACCUGGUGAAAAAUGAGGGAUGAACAUUUCAAGUAUGUCUGUUUUUCAAACUAUGUGGAAACAUUAUGUGAGUGAUACAAAUCAUCGAUACAAACGUACGUUGGAAUAUUAAUGGAAGGUCUCGGAUAACAGUUAUCCGCGGACAAAUGCCUGUACCACUACGAAAUGCUGAAGCACAUGUUAAUAACGAACGGCGGCGUGGGCAACCGCUCGUCCCGACAGGAUAACUCGAUGGUACUGGAGCAUCGUGUCGAUCAAGUUGCCCAUAGAUACAGAUCACCAAUGGCGAACACCUCCAGAAUCCAGCAGUAUCCUCUGAACGUAUCCCAGUUGACGCACACGACCAAUUUGGACAACUCGAAGCACUCCAUAGGGAACUCGCUGUUGUCGACGGGAAAUAAAACUUUGAACGGGGGCCUCAACAUUUCGAGGGUGCGCAAUCCGAGUACCGUCAACAAAUUUAUCACCAAGUCGAAACAAAUAGGUGUUAAGGAAAUGCUAGUGAGUUUGGGACUUUUAUGUUUGGUCAGUUUGCUGUUAGCGUUGUUGUCGUUAAUUUUUUUAUUAAAAAUUUCACCUGUAACAGCUCACGAUAUUAGAGAACUGUUGAGGGCGGAACAAUUAACUGUGAUUACUGCUGAGGAAUAUGUGGUGGUGUACGAGGUAACUUUAGCAUUAUGUGCGCUGACUCUAUCCCUAAAUCUGUGCUGUCUGCUGGUGUGCGCCAUCCAGUUUCUUUUUGCCGUUAAAUUAGUCAAAAGCCAACACGGAGGAAGUGACAGGACAAAUAAAUAUUUACAAAAGUCCUCUAUUAGUAGGAUAUGUGCAGUAGGAGGAUUCUUCAUAUCGAUACCAGUAUUUUUAACCGGUAUAAUACUGUACACGUUCAUUCAGUUCCAUUCGACACCUGCAAUAGUCACAAGUGUGUUCAUUGGACUCGGUAUUAUAUUCUGCGGUUGUGCGAUGGUGCACAACGUUUUUAUUUGGCAACGUGAGAAAACGAACGCCGUUAAAGAACUGGCGCUGCAACAACACGAACAGUCCACAAUUCAACAUAGUUCCUUCCACAACAUUACCGCUCCGUUAAAUCAAUCACACAUGAGCAAUUACAACCACAACUUUCUUCAAUCACCGGCGCAGGUUCACAGUAAUGGCCCAUAUUUAGUGAGGCCGUCUACGACGACGCCACCUACCGGAGAAAAUCUAAACCUAACAAAAAUGUCACAUCCUCGGGAAGCGAGCGGUAGCGUUAGUCCGGGAAUGCCAAACACGGCGCUUGACAUGAGUAGUGUGGCAACAACAAACUCUCCGCAUGAACUCUCGACGCUAGUGUGAAGAAAGUUUAUUUGUACAUAGACUUGUAUAAAAAAUUGCACUUCGUGCAUUCCAGUAUGUGUUAUAAUACAAUACACAGCUAUUUGUUGAAACUGGUGACCUGAUACGUCUCUAUCCUACAUUAGGAAAUAUAUAUAUGGAAAUGAAAAAGACUUGUAAUACUUAAAUAAGCAGACAUAUAGGACUGUUUAAUGUUCAAAAAUUUGUCUCAUAUAUUUAUACUUAAAUUAAUAGUACAAAUUGAAUGGUUUCAUACUACUACUUAAGUGGUUAAUGGUUCUGCACCAUACUGUAUUAAAAAAUGAUGCCAAAUUGUUAUGUCUCUUGUUAAAGUAUCAAUUCAGUCAUUGUUCUUGUCAUUUUUGUAAUUUUAAUUGCACAAAUAAUUUUAUACUGACUGUACAUAAUCGUGUAAGUAAUAUUUAACAUUUAUUACUUAAAAUGGCAAGAGGGUAUAUAAGAACUACGUAAGGCUUUACUUUCCAGCGGUUGUUUCCAAUUGCUGAGAAAUUUCAAAGAAUGAUUAGUACAAAAAUCAAUUACCUAUUUAUAGGUUAAUUAAUAUAAUAAGGUGUGUACUUAAUUUACUUUAAAAAAACAAUUUACUAUGCUGAUAUUUAUGAAAAACUUGCCUAUAUUCUAAAAUAUAAUUUUAUAUUAUGUUA
This is a messenger RNA of Photinus pyralis (common eastern firefly), 2573 nucleotides long. RefSeq lists its product as uncharacterized. The record is from RefSeq and is a predicted model, not a curated record. The transcript has 4 exons. NCBI's taxonomy places the organism in Eukaryota, Metazoa, Arthropoda, Insecta, Coleoptera, Lampyridae. Bases 739 to 1908 code for a protein of 389 amino acids.